AGAGGUAGUAGUUUCUGCUGAUUAGUUUGUUGAUGUAGAGAAGCCGAGCUUUGGCACAAUUCGAUGCAAGAGAGUGAGUUCGAUCAUGUCGAGUAAAAAUACCGCUAAUCGAAAAGUUAAGAAGGGCUAACGGGAUCAAGUCCAGCACCCACGUUCGACGAAUCCUAUUUAGGGGAUCUGAUCGAUUUUGCAGCUGCUCUGGGAGAGGCCGCGAAGCAAUCGAAGGACCGAGCCAGGGGCGAUGCUUCUUCUGCCUCAGCGAGCAUGGAGAUGGAGCUGUCGAACAGUCUGAGGCUGACUCUAGCUGAACGUCGUGAACGUGGUUUGUGGGUACCGCCGCAAAAGCCGGAGGAAGCGUACCAAGUACCGAAGGAGAAGCUCGCAGAGUGGAACAGAAAAGCAAAAGAGGAGAAUAGGCCGUACGGAUGGGGCCUAUAUAUGGCAGCUGAGCUAGACAAGGUGGAGACCGGAAAAGAGAGGUGGCUUAGACAGAAGGAAGCGGACUUGCAUAGCCACACCUGGGAUACAGGACCUUGCUCUGCGCGGCAGGCGGGUUUAACACGUGGGGGGAGAGACGCGCACAACGUCUUCGGUCACAUCCUUACCGGGAAUAGCUCGAAAAGUGAGCAGAAACUUAAGUUAGACGAGCACGAGCAGAAGAGGAAGAUGGAAGAGGUAGAAAGUGCCUAUUAUAAAAAGAACUCGAUCAGUACUAUUUUGACUAAGAAGAAGAUCUAGUUUUAAAGACCCAGAAAAUGAACAAAAUGAGGAGGGAGAAAAUCCAGCCUCCUCCAUAGCGUUCGGGUCCUUGUAAAGUGAUUUUAGCGCUUGUCAAAUGACAAUGAGCUACAUCGAAGGGCACUUGCAUGGUGUUGAAUUUCAAAAGUCAGGACGAUCGACGUUUGGAAGUAAAUGCUAUAGCUUCAAAGAGAAGCAACAGUAGAAGAACUUAACUUAAUCUUAAGACUUCCAAAAGCCAGAUGUUACUUGAUGAAGAUCUUCGUGCUGCUAGAUGUAGGAAAUAGAAGAGGUGCAGUAGACUCAGGUAGAUCAGUGUGUAGGUGCUGUUGUUCUGAAGAGUAUAUUGAAGCGGAUAGCCGCGAGUGAGAGUAGCGAUCUGGGGUAGUUGAUUCCUCAACGAGCUCAGCAAGUCCGUCUAGGUGUCCGCGGAGGUCAACUAAGUGGAGGGCGUUGCCUACUUCGAAGCGUGGGAGAGAGGCUUUGCGGUAAUGCAGUUGCUAGACAACUUCUUCGUUCGUCAACUACAUCUAGCUGCCAAUAAUCAGGGACGGAAUUUGUCGGACAUGAACUAAAUGUACUGCAUGUAGAGGGAGCUACCGGCCAGAGGAUUCGCGGAAGGGUCCGAUCGUAAUUUCUGCCGAUCUGGCGCUUGAUGCGCAGGGCUGUUGGGAGCCCCUCUCGAUCUAAAUCUAAUACUAAAUGGGCCUCGGCAUUGGCCUUUAAGAACAGAAUUCAAGCACCAGCACUGUGCCUCAGGCUUCACAUGAUACACAUAGAAGCAGGUCCACAACACCAGC
Messenger RNA from Amoebophrya sp. A25, 1538 nucleotides. Lineage: Eukaryota; Dinophyceae; Syndiniales; Amoebophryaceae. The record is from the annotation of a GenBank genome assembly.